GGGAGGAGAGUGAUCUCUCUGCCGCAGCCAUGAGCUCAGUGCAGGCUUUGAGAGAGCUUAUCAAGGAGCAACUCGCUGCUGCCGCCGGGGAAAUCUUCACCGUGGUGGAGCAGACUCUGCUCCGCUACGAGGAGGAGAUUGACCGCCAGAAGAGACUCCUGGAGCUCAGCUGGAAGCCUCAGACCCAGCCGCACACAGCAGAGCAGCAACAGCACCAUGACUGUAGGGAGGAGCAAAUAAGCUGCUGUCUGGAGCUGAAAGAUCCAGAACUUCUACUGAUCAAAGAGGAACUAUCAGAACCAGACCCUCCACUGAUCAGAGAGGAACCAGAAGAACCAGACCCUCCACUGAUCAAAGAGGAACUAUCAGAACCAGACCCUCCACUGAUCAGAGAGGAACCAGAAGAACCAGACCCUCCACUGAUCAGAGAGGAACUAUCAGAACCAGACCCUCCACUGAUCAGAGAGGAACUAUCAGAACCAGAACCUCCACUGAUCACAGAGGAACCAGAAGAACCAGAACCUCCACUGAUCAAGGAGGAACCAGCAGAACCAGAAGCUCCACUGAUCAAGGAGGAACUGGAAGACACUGAGGGAAAGCUGCGGACCUCUAUCAGUGAGCUCUCUCGCCAGAUGGCGCAGGUUGGGCAGAAGCUGGAGGAGAAGCUGGAGCAGGCUUUCGUCACAUCGGAGCUGACGGAGCGAAGGCUGAAGGAGAGAAUCGCUGCGCUGGAGGCCAGACUUCACGGCUUUGCCAACGGCCACGGAAUAAAGCGGAAAAGACGAGCGCACAGUCCCAAAAUCGCAGAUACGGUUCGCAGACUGUAUAACUCGGAAGAAAACGUCAUGCGUUAUGAACCAGACCAAAGGCUGGGCUCGCCUCACAAUGAGGCGGUGACGUUGUAUUUAGUUCAAACUCUGGCUGCAAGUCCACAUUUGAAGGAUGUGGACAGAGACGCCAUUCUGUCCGCAUGUAAAACCUACUUUGAGACAUUGCGGAGGAACUUCCACUACAGCCAACCCGACAUGGCGGAUCAGGUUGAAGCCAUCAAGUCUUCUGCCCGGAGUCGCCAGAGAAGAAGGAGGCUGCUGGAUUCCAGGAAGACAGUCCUUGCUCCAGAGGAAAUUGAGUUGUGGGAGGGCGUCACAAUGGACAUGAUGUCCGACGAGGAGGACGGCAGCAUUGACGGGGUGUGUGGAUGGAUAGUGCGGCCUCCAUCCUUCCGCAGCCGGGAGCUAUCCGACCUGUGCGCCUCCCUCCAGGCGAGGCUCGAGGCUGACGUGAAGUACACGGCUUCACACCGCAGACGUCUGCAAAGUGGACAACCGUCCGACCGGAUGAAGCCAAGUAGAUACGACUCAGAGGCGGCAAAGAGACAUUUUAAACCCGAGUGAUGGACAAACUUGUCCUGCCCUAAUCUUGUUUUACAUUUCACUGU
Salarias fasciatus (jewelled blenny) is the source of this 1438-nucleotide messenger RNA. RefSeq lists its product as uncharacterized. The transcript is spliced from 6 exons. The record is from RefSeq and is a predicted model, not a curated record. Bases 30 to 1394 code for a protein of 454 amino acids. Lineage: Eukaryota; Metazoa; Chordata; Actinopteri; Blenniiformes; Blenniidae.